Messenger RNA from Schistosoma margrebowiei, 657 nucleotides. The record is from the annotation of a GenBank genome assembly. NCBI's taxonomy places the organism in Eukaryota, Metazoa, Platyhelminthes, Trematoda, Strigeidida, Schistosomatidae.
AUGUUCUGUUUAAUUUGUCUCAAAAUGAGGAAGGGAAAUCACCUUGUAUCCUAUUGUAAUUUCAUAUUGUUUUGUGUUCCGAGACGGUUUUUUAGUUCGGCGUCCCUGUUCAAAUAUUACCAUACGCCUUUGGGAUUGUUGUUUAUUUUUGUUACUUCAAAAAGAUUUUUCCUCCGUGGAGGAUCAUUGACAGCGAUUGAAGAUAACGCUCAAAGGAAAAGCAGUAACAUUGGACACACGAUGUCAAACGUGAUACGGUAUGAAAUGUCCCUAAUAAUUAAAGCUCUUGGCACUCCUGGUAUAAAAGAUGCUCUCAAAAGGCAUCUCAAAGGUAUGCUCGAUAAUGGUGCUCAUCUAUUCAACGUCGAGAAUCUUGGCUUGCGACGCCUUCCCAAUGUAUUCCAUGUUCAAGGAGAAAGGCAAUAUGAAGGGCACUACUUCCUCAUUAAUUUCAAUGCGCCACAUGAUUCACUUAACCAGAUAAGAAAAAUGGCGCGUAAAGACUCAGAUAUCAUCAAGUGUUUCGCUGCCCUUAAAGACGAUGGAUGGGUGCCACCGUGUUCAUUGCCAAAUGCAGCUGAUUGCGAAUUCGGCGAAAUCAGGAAUCCGAAUUAUGAAAAGACGGCUAGACGAAGACACGGUUACCGAUUGUAUUAA